AUGGUUUUUGUAUUCAAUCAUAGAUCUGGGACUACGGGUCCUCUCUCUCUCUCUCUCUCUCUCUCUCUCUCUCUCUAUUCCUUUCUCUCUCUCUCUCUCCUUUACUCUCUCUAUUCCUUUCUCUCUCUCUCCUUUUCUCUCUCUAUUCCUUUCUCUCUCUCUAUCUCUCUUUCUCAAUUCGAACGACCAGGGAGCACGUCUGGUCUGUUCAUAUAUAUUAUUACAUUCAUGCGUUGGCCACUUUCUCGGCAUAUAUUUACCAUAGAGAAAUACGCCAGUUAUCUGAUGCCCGUUCGCCUAUCUCUCAACCUUUUUAUUUUCAUAAUUCCAGAUGUCUCUCUAUUGAUAUCCCCCUUCUAUAAAUCCCUGCUUACUACUUUCAACUCUAUCUAUCUAUCUAUCUAUCUAUCUAUCUAUCUAUCUAUCUAUCUAUCUAUUCGCACAUAUGUAUAA
Molecule: messenger RNA, 453 nt
Organism: Acanthosepion pharaonis
Lineage: Eukaryota; Metazoa; Mollusca; Cephalopoda; Sepiida; Sepiidae
Source: the annotation of a GenBank genome assembly